AGUUCGUAUAGAUCAUUGGACGCCGCGUUGGUUUAUUUUGGGCUCAAAUAACUUUCGUGUUGUCGGCAUUAGCCGUAGGUAACAGUAUUCACAGAUAUUGGAAGGAGGCUGGACGCAUUUAAUAACUAAACUAUAAGGAAAGUAGACCUAAACAACAAUAUUUUCAUAAGUGAAACAAUGUCAUUAAAAAUAGAAGCUGAAAUUAAAGUAGAAUCAGAACCGUGUGUGUUGACCUGGGGCAACAAGUUGUUUGUUGGCACUGAAGAUGGUUCCAUUAAAGCAUUUGAUGAGAAACUGGUGGCAAAGGAGUCCUGGGCUGCACAUGCAGUACAGCCAUUUGCUUUAGCUACUGAUGGAGCCACCUUGUACUCCUCGUCCAAUGACGGACCCAUUAAAGUUUGGUCCAUUACCGGGGCCAAAAUCGCUGAACUACCAACUACAGGCGCUGACGUGGGCUCUCUUCAUGUGUUUGACAAACAACUUUAUGCUGGUGAUGAAGAUGGCAACAUUGCAGUCUAUGAAAAUAAUGCAUUGAAAGCUAAAUACAAUGUCUUGGAAGAGGUUAAGGACCUGUCGUUCUCCCCGCCGUUCCUGUUUACAGUUCGGGACCUCUACGUCACUGCCACAGAAAUAAAGCCAGAGGAAUCUAAGACACGUUUCACUACAAGGCACACAAUGGAAGGUCGAGCUCCUUUGCGGAUAUCGGGAAAUCGACUCGUAUUCAUGUCUCGGGAUGGAAAUAGCCUAAAAUUACAUGAUUGCUCAAUUGAUACCAGUUUCAAACUGCUCCAUGAAAUAAAGGUCAGUGACAUGAUUGUUACAAGUUUGUCGACUAGCGGCGACUACGUGUGGACUGCAGGUUGGGACGGCUUCGUACGCCGUUGGAAGAUAGCUGGUGACAAAUUAGAACCCUGUGGGGAAAUAAAUCUUGGUGGCUGUGUUAAUUCCGUUGCUGCCAAUGGAGACAGUGUUUAUGCAGCUGUGACGGGUGGGAAAAUAGUUCAUUUGCGAUAGUAUGUAGAUAUGUAUUUAUUUAGUUAUCUAGAAUUAAAAUCUUUUCAAUAUCAUAUUGAAAAAAAUAACAGAUAAAUAAGUUCUAUCCUCAUCCCUACUCAAUGUACAACGUGCCGCGCCUGUAAUCGGAAUAGACACAAUUAUUAGCAUACUUUUAGAUACACUAUGAAACUACCACAUUAGACAUGUGUAGAACAACUGCACUGAUGUUUAGGCACAAUAACAUGCUUUAUAAUGAGGUGGAGAGUUUAUGAUAUUUAUUGUAAUCGUGGGUGACCAAUUUCUUUGUCACUGAAACAAAAUCUUGGGUAGCUUUUACUACUCUUAGUAAAACCUUGCAAGUGCAAAGAACUAAUCAAAUGUGAUUUUAAAUUAAUUAUUAUGGUGUCUAGAUAAAUUAGUGCAUUUUAUCAGGAAAAUAAAGCAUUCAUUCAGUUUGCUGUUUUUAUUUACCUCAAGAAACAAAAUCAACCAUGGAUUUUACCAUAAAGCAGUUUUAGAUAUGGAUAAUCACCAUACAAGAUCUUAGAAAUACUUACAAAAGCUUAGUGCCAUAUUGGCAAGGAUAUUUUAAUUGUUCAUGUUAGGCAUUGCUAUUGGUGUGCCUUAUCUUGUUAAAUAAAUAAUUUUGAACCACA
Molecule: messenger RNA, 1652 nt
Organism: Helicoverpa zea (corn earworm)
Lineage: Eukaryota; Metazoa; Arthropoda; Insecta; Lepidoptera; Noctuidae
Exons: 5
Coding region: 178-1014 (278 amino acids)
Molecular function (GO): protein binding
Source: RefSeq, a predicted model, not a curated record